UGGUUUGUCUUUGUCCAUGGCUGAUUUUGCACUGUUUAUAUACCAAUAGGGAGCAGCCGAACCAGUCUCAUCCAAUGGCGGAUCAACAAUGCUGCACCAAUGUGAACGGUGUGUAAGUAUUGACGAUGAGAGCACAAAAACUAUCAUUUAAUUUGCACCGUCAUGCCCCCAUUUUCUAAUCAGAGUGACCCUGUUUCUACACGCCCAAAUCUUUCUUCAACACUCUACAAUCAUGUCCUCCAUUUCUUAAAGAAGCAAUCCUCUGUUUAUCUCUCUUCAGGAAACCCAUCUCCUUCAAUGGAAACCAAAACAGUUCACUUUCUGUCUCUAAUUUUCCUCUCUCUCCUCUCUUCAUCCACCUCUUUCACUCCCACAGAUAAUUACCUUCUCAACUGUGGCUCAGCCACCAACACUUCGCUCUAUAACCGAGUCUUUGUAGCCGAUGCUUCCAGGCCAGGUUUGUUUUUUCUCUCAGCUGACAGGUCCAUUCCCCUCGCUGACCACAACCCAUCUCCAAAUUCUCCUGCUUUGUACCAUACAGCGAGAGUUUUCACCACUCCUUCGAGCUACAAGUUCAACAUUAGGAAGAAUGGGACUCACUUGGUACGUUUUCAUUUCUGGCCAUUUGCAGCUCAAGGUUUUAAUUUAUCAGAUGCAAAAUUUAGUGUUCUUGUUAACGGCAAUAUGAUGUUGAGAGAUUUUAGUACCCAAGUUGCCGUGCUUAAGGAGUAUAUAAUGAAAGUAGAUGAUGAAAUGCUGGAAGUUUUGUUGAUACCUGUGGAUGAGUCAGGUUUUGGAUUUGUUAGUGGAAUUGAAGUGUUUUCGGCUCCCAAGGACUUCAUCGUUGAUUAUGGAGCCAGACUGGUUAGUGCUAAUGGAAUUGAAGAGUACAAGAACCUUUCGUUGCAUGUUUUAGAGACAAUUCACAGGAUUAAUGUGGGAGGUUCAAAAUUGACACCUUUUAAUGAUACUUUGUGGAGAUCGUGGAUCCCUGAUGAUGAUUUUCUUGUUUUGAAAUCUGCUGCUAAGCGUGUAGCUACCACUCAUACUCCUAAUUAUCAGAGUGGGGGUGCCAGCCCAGAGAUUGCGCCGGAUAAUGUGUAUAUGACUGCACAGCAGAUGAAUAAGGAGAACGCAACCUUAGGGGCUAGAUUCAACAUCACAUGGGAGUUUCCAGUGGGUUCGUUUGGUGUUCGACACUUGGUUCGCUUGCAUUUUUGUGAUAUUGUUAGCACUUCACUUAAUCAGUUGUACUUUGAUGUCUAUGUGAAUGACUACUCUGCUUACAAGGAUCUUGAUCUUUCUACACUUACAUUCCACAUGCUUUCAUCUCCAGUCUACGUAGACUUCAUUGCAGAUUCUGAUGAUCUGGGGGUCAUGCGUGUGAGUGUUGGACCCUCGGAUAUAAGCACUUCUUUGAAAGUCAAUGCUAUUUUGAAUGGGGUAGAGAUUAUGAAGAUGAUAAAUGCUGCUGAUUCACAGAGUGAAUAUACAAAGAGAACUAUUUGGAUUGCGCUGGGUUCAACUCUUGGAGGCCUUCUUAUAUUUUCUUUAGCUGUGCUUGCAGCUGUGCUUCUAUGUAAAUGCAAAAAACAGAAACCAAAACCAAGGCGUGCAGAAAGUGCAGGUUGGACACAUUUACGUGUAUAUGGAGGUAGUUCUCGCAGUAGAAUGUCUGAAGUGACUGUCAAUGCAUCUCCUGGCCCAAAUGGUUAUCACAGCUUGAGGAUCCCUUUUGCUGACAUUAAAUCAGCCACUAACAAUUUCGACGAAAAACUGAUCAUUGGUGUUGGUGGAUUUGGUAUGGUUUACAAAGGGGUUCUUAAAGACAACACGAAGGUUGCUGUAAAGAGGGGUGUUCCUGGAUCUAGGCAAGGGCUUCCAGAAUUCCAGACAGAAAUAGCAGUUUUGUCCAGGAUACGUCACCGUCAUCUUGUUUCCCUCAUUGGGUAUUGUGAAGAGCAGUCGGAAAUGAUACUAGUUUAUGAGUAUAUGGAAAGGGGCCCGUUGAAGAAUCAUUUAUAUGGUGCAAGAUAUCCUCCUCUGUCAUGGAAGCGAAGGCUUGAAAUCUGCAUUGGUGCAGCAAGAGGUCUUCACUACCUGCAUACAGGUUCAACGCAAGGCAUCAUCCAUCGUGAUAUCAAGUCUACAAAUAUUUUGCUUGACCAAAAUUAUGUGGCCAAGGUUGCUGAUUUUGGUCUUUCAAGAUCUGGGCCAUGCCUCAAUGAGACUCAUGUAAGUACUGGCGUCAAAGGUAGUUUUGGUUAUCUUGAUCCAGAAUACUUCCGGAGACAGCAGCUGACAGAUAAGUCAGAUGUUUAUUCAUUUGGAGUUGUGCUUUUUGAAGUUCUUUGUGCUAGACCUGCUGUUGAUCCAUUGCUUGCUAGAGAGCAAGUGAAUUUAGCUGAAUGGGCAAUGCAAUGGCAGAAAAAAGGCAUGCUUGAGAAAAUUAUCGACCCCCAUCUUGUCGGACAGAUAAAUCGAAACUCUCUAAAGAAGUAUGGAGAAACAGCAGAGAAAUGUUUGGCGGACUAUGGUGUGGAUAGGCCUACCAUGGGCGAUGUGCUAUGGAAUUUGGAGUAUGUACUUCAGCUUCAGGAAUCUGGACCAUCAGAGGAUGGCAAUGCAAAUGCACAGGAGCUCCCAUCACCUUCAAUGAUUCCCCAAGGUUCAUCAACCGAUACUAAAAACCAGCAAAGUUUUUUCCUAGUUGAUGACCAAUGAAGGCAGAUAGUUCUAUAAACAGUUCACACUCUAAUUCUGUUCGAAUUUAUUUAAUUUGGAAGAUACCAUGCCAAACUUUAAUCUUAUCUCACCAUCUUCUUUUUCCCAAUUCUAAAUUAUAUUAGUUGCAUCUUAUCUUGAUUUUCAUAGCAAAUACGAUUGUAUCUUAAAUGAAUCUAAGUUAAAUCUAUAUUCAGUCCCCUAAGACGUAAAAUUCCUGCUGUAGCUUUUCUGCUAAAUGGAAACUAUGUUGUCUAAUGAAUUAGUGAACCUUGGAAUCCAUAUAAAAACACUUUGUUGUGCC
Hevea brasiliensis (rubber tree) is the source of this 3028-nucleotide messenger RNA. RefSeq names its product probable receptor-like protein kinase At5g24010. Gene Ontology annotation, biological process: protein autophosphorylation. The transcript has a single exon. The record is from RefSeq and is a predicted model, not a curated record. Lineage: Eukaryota; Viridiplantae; Streptophyta; Magnoliopsida; Malpighiales; Euphorbiaceae. Gene Ontology annotation, cellular component: plasmodesma; plasma membrane. Gene Ontology annotation, molecular function: ATP binding; transmembrane receptor protein tyrosine kinase activity. The coding region runs from base 163 to 2724 and encodes 853 amino acids.